AGGCCACACUGAAGCCUCAAUACAUACGAAACCGCAAGUUGACGGCUGACGCGACAUUUCAAAGGCUCAUGGGAAAUGUAGUCUCCAAGCACUACUCUGACGCGUCGACUUUUUAUUGAAACCACUUGAAAGUUAAAUCAUAUCCACCGUGACAGACAACAUACAUAUUUAUUCGACUUCAGUUUCAUCAAAUCCUUGGUUGUUGUUUCCUUACUCUUCUCUCCCCACACGCAACGCAAAAAACUACAAUUCCCGGCAGACACUGCGUCACCCGGAAGCGGAGCAGCGAUGUCAACAGAAAAACACAGGGCGCCGUGGACAUGAAAGUUCCAAGUGUGUUUUUGCUCCCGAAGCUUCGCUUUUGUGUGUAAAUGCACCGGCUCGAGAAUGAGAGGCGUUCACCGCGAAGUUGUGUUGCUUUGCUUUUUGUUGUUAUUCGUGAAUAAGUGCUUGCCAACGCGCGCCGAGAGCGAGAACCAGUUGGAUCUGCGCGCGAGUGACGAUGCCGGCGGAGGGGAGGUGGAACACCGGCAAACUGUCACGACACACGAAGGAGAAGAAGAUGGACUCGGUUCGGUCGAGCAGAAGAAGGAGGGGCAGCCUGUCGGCAAGGUGUCCAACCACACCGACAACGUGACCAACGAGACCCUCCACGCCACGACGCCCGCCGUCAAGCCCACGACCCCGGCCCCCCCCACUGCCAAGCCCAUCCUGCCUGUGCAGACGGGGGUCAAGGCCCAGGAAGAAGAGCAGUCCAGCGGUCUGACCAUAUUCUUCAGCCUGCUGGUUAUUGGUAUCGGCAUCAUAUUGGUGCACCUGCUCAUCAAGUUCAAGCUGCAUUUCCUUCCGGAGAGCGUGGCCGUCGUGUCUCUGGGGAUUCUGAUGGGAGGCUUCAUUAAGAUGAUCGAGUUCCUGGAGCUGGCCAACUGGAAGGAGGAGGAGAUGUUCAGACCCAACAUGUUCUUCCUCUUGCUGCUGCCGCCCAUCAUCUUUGAGUCGGGAUACUCCUUACACAAGGGUAACUUCUUCCAGAACAUCGGCUCCAUCACCCUCUUCGCCGUGAUCGGCACGGCCAUCUCCGCCUUCAUCGUGGGUGGAGGGAUCUACUUCCUGGGCCAGGCGGAUGUGAUCUACAAGUUGUCCAUGACUGACAGCUUCGCCUUCGGCUCCCUGAUCUCGGCCGUGGACCCCGUGGCCACCAUCGCCAUCUUCAACGCCCUCAACGUGGACCCGGUGCUCAACAUGCUGGUGUUCGGCGAGAGCAUCCUCAACGACGCCGUCUCCAUCGUGCUCACCAACACGGCCGAGGGGUUCUUCUCCCGCUCCGACAGCGCCGCGGUGACGGGCUGGCAGACCUUCCUGCAGGCGCUCAGCUACUUCCUUCAGAUGUUCUUCGGUUCCGCCGCUUUGGGAACCCUCACUGGACUCAUCUCCGCCCUCUUCCUGAAGCACUUUGACCUGAGGAACACUCCGUCUCUGGAGUUUGGGAUGAUGAUCAUCUUCGCCUAUCUCCCCUACGGCCUGGCAGAGGGCAUCAAGCUGUCUGGCAUCAUGGCCAUCCUGUUUGCCGGCAUCGUGAUGUCUCACUACACGCAUCACAACUUGUCUCCGGUGACUCAGAUCCUGAUGCAGCAGACGCUGCGCACCAUGGCCUUCAUGUGCGAGACCUGUGUGUUCGCCUUCCUCGGCCUCUCCAUCUUCAGCUUCCCCCACAAGUUUGAGUUGUCCUUCGUCGUCUGGUGCAUCAUCCUGGUUCUUCUCGGCCGGGCGGUGAACAUCUUCCCUCUGACGUUCCUGCUCAACUUCUUCAGGGACCACAAGAUAACGCCCAAAAUGACCUUCAUCAUGUGGUUCAGUGGCCUGCGGGGCGCCAUCCCCUACGCGCUGAGCCUCCACCUCAACCUGGAGCCCAUCGAGAAGCGGCAGCUCAUCGGCACCACCACCAUCAUCAUCGUGCUCUUCACCAUCCUCCUCAUGGGGGGCGGGACCAUGCCGCUCGUCCGCCUGAUGGACAUCGAGGAGAGCCAAUCACGGCGCAAGAGCAAGAAGGACAUCAACCUGAGCAAGACGCAGAAGAUGGGUAACACCGUCGAGGCGGAGCACCUGUCGGAGCUGACGGAGGAGGAGUACGAGGCUCACAUCUACCAGAGACGAGACCUGAAGGGCUUCAUGUGGCUCGACGCCAAGUACCUGAACCCCUUCCUCACCCGCCGGCUCACGCAGGAGGACUUGUUGCACGGCCGCAUCCAGAUGAAGACCCUGACCAACAAGUGGUACGAGGAGGUUCGCCAGGGACCGUCGGGCUCGGAGAACGACGACGACGAAGCCGAGCUGCUGUGACCCAAUAAGAAGUGUCUGUGUGAGUCUGUGUGUAGGUAGGUGUGUGUGUGUAUGUGUGUGAGUGUGUCUGUGUGUCGGUAGGUGUGUGUGUGUGUGUGGAUGUGUGUCUGUGUGUAGGUAGGUGUGAGUGUGCGUGUGUGUGAGUGUGUGUGUGUAGGUAGGUGUGAGUGUGUAUGUGUGUGUGUAUGUGUGUGUCUGUGUGUAGGUAGGUGUGAGUGUGUAUGUGUGUGUGUGUGUGUGUGUGUCUGUGUGUGUGUGUGUCUGUGUGUGUGUCUGUGUGUAGGUAGGUGUGAGUGUGUAUGUGUGUGUGUCUGUGUGUAGGUAGGUGUGAGUGUGUAUGUGUGUGUGUAUGUGUGUGUGUGUCUGUAUGUGUGUGUGCGUGUGUCUGUGUGUAGGUAGGUGUGUGUCUGUGUGUCUGUGUGUGUCUGUGUGUGUGUGUGUCUGUAUGUGUGUGUGUCUGUGUGUGUCUGUAUGUGUGAGUGUGUAUGUGUGUGUGUGUGUCUGUGUGUAGGUAGGUGUGAGUGUGUGUGUGUGUGUGUCUGUAUGUGUGUGUCUGUGUGUAGGUAGGUGUGAGUUUGUGUGUGUCUGUAUGUGUGUGUGUCUGUGUGUAGGUAGGUGUGUGUGUGUGUCUGUAUGUGUGUGAGUGUGUGUCUGUGUGUAUGUGUGUCUGUGUGUAGGUAGGUGUGAGUUUGUGUGUGUCUGUAUGUGUGUCUGUGUGUAGGUAGGUGUGAGUGUGUGUGUGUUUGUGUAUGUGUGUGUGUCUGUGUAGGUAGGUGUGAGUUUGUGUGUGUCUGUAUGUGUGUGUGUCUGUGUGUAGGUAGGUGUGAGUGUGUGUGUGUUUGUGUGUGUAUGUGUGUCUGUGUAGGUAGGUGUGAGUUU
Messenger RNA from Pseudoliparis swirei, 3219 nucleotides. RefSeq names its product solute carrier family 9 member 8 (gene slc9a8). Bases 388 to 2340 code for a protein of 650 amino acids. The transcript is spliced from 16 exons. Gene Ontology annotation, biological process: proton transmembrane transport; regulation of pH; sodium ion transport. The record is from RefSeq and is a predicted model, not a curated record. Gene Ontology annotation, cellular component: Golgi apparatus; membrane. Lineage: Eukaryota; Metazoa; Chordata; Actinopteri; Perciformes; Liparidae. Gene Ontology annotation, molecular function: sodium:proton antiporter activity.